This is a messenger RNA of Artibeus jamaicensis (Jamaican fruit-eating bat), 552 nucleotides long. RefSeq names its product keratin-associated protein 4-12-like. The transcript has 2 exons. The record is from RefSeq and is a predicted model, not a curated record. NCBI's taxonomy places the organism in Eukaryota, Metazoa, Chordata, Mammalia, Chiroptera, Phyllostomidae. Bases 1 to 552 code for a protein of 183 amino acids. Gene Ontology annotation, cellular component: keratin filament.
AUGACCCAUUUGUGCUGCUCCCCUUCUUGCCAACCUGCCUGCUGUGGGACCACCUGCUGUGGGACCACCUGCUGCCAACCCACCUCUGACACCAUGUGCUGCUCCCCUUGCUGCCAGCCCACCUGCUGUGGGUCCAGCUGUGGCGGGUGUGGUUGCUGCUGCCAGCCUUGCUGCCGCCCAACCUGCUGUCAGACCACCUGCUGCAGGACCACCUGCUGCCAGCCUUGCUGCCGCCCUUGCUGUGUGUCUAGCUGCUGCCAGCCUUGCUGCCGCCCUUGCUGUGUGUCUAGCUGCUGCCAGCCCUGCUGCCGCCCAACCUGCUGUCAGACCACCUGCUGCCAGCCUUGCUGCCGCCCUUGCUGUGUGAGCAGCUGCUGCCAACCCUGCUGCCGCCCCUGUUGUGUGUCCAGCUGCUGCCAGCCUUGCUGCCGCCCCUGCUGCGUGUCCAGCUGCUGCCAACCUUGCUGCCGCCCUUGCUGUGUGAGCAGCUGCUGCCAGCCCUGCUGCCGCCCCUGCUGCGUGUCCACCUGCUGUCGGCCUUGCUGCUGCUGA